UUCUUGUACAAGGAACUGUUCGUAACAACGCGCAAAUGGCAUUUUCACCAGAGCGGAGAACAAGGUGGCUUCGACAAGGACACCGUCAAGACGGAGGAACGCAAACGAAGUAGGGUUUGUCUGCCUUGCUAUCCACAUCAUGCUGAGUACGCGCGGUCUCAGAACGGUAAAAAUCACGGAACCAGUUUCCCAUCAAACAAUUUUAUUUGAAUCCAUAGAUUUCCACGAAAUAAAACGUCGCCGUCAUGGAUAUUUACAGCUUCCAGUCAUCUAUGCGAAGUCAGCUGGAAAGGAAAUGGGCCUUCUGUUGUGGAGAACGACCUAGCAAACAGUCGAUUUCACGUGCAAGCUUCGAGGGCUUUUCUGUUACAGCGAUAACUGGCAUCGUGACGGCAAGUUGAGACAACCGUGAUACAAGAACGGUCAUCCUUUCUUUCGUGACAGAGCGUGAGGUUUUCUAUGUUGCCUCGUCACCCUACCGGUUCUACUGCAACUGACGCAGGAAUUCGUGCUUCCAGUUAGCACCUGAGUUACCUCUGUAUGACCUUCAUAGUUUCUUCGGAUCGCCGUAACUGCAGUGCUCGAGGAUCAAAAGGCGAUCACGGAACGGCACCGCCGCAGAAUUCUGCCGUAGAGAGCCGGGAUCAGGGGUGAGGAAGUCCGGCUCGCUUCCACAUUCCUGGCUGUCUGUACACCCAAUGUUGAUGCUGACUGCUCAAGAACCGGUGGAGCGGUCCAUUCCCACGACUUCAAAUCUGUCUCAGGCGUGUGUUUCGCGCUUGUUUUUGUUACACCGAAGGACUUAAAGGUCAGAGCUACCUGCUCCGCCGCGAGUCCUGGCUGUGGAAAUGGCCGUUCUGUUUCGGUGCUUUUCUGUUGAACCGCUUGGACGUUUUGUGCAUGUGUGUAGCGGUCACUUUUCACUUUUCGAGUCCAAUCACGGGUUUCAGCUGGAUGGCGUGAGACGGUGUCAUGACGCUUCGACGUGUAGCGUGGUUCAGGAAAUCAAGAAAUGGCGGGGAACGAGGCACCUUCUGCCUCGUCCGCUGCACCAAGCAGUCCCUCCUCAGAGUCGCCUCGUGACCAGGUGUCCUCUGGUGCUCCACGAAGCAACGAGUUUCCGCAGAUUCUCCCAGUCCCGCAGGCAGCCGCGUCCGCUUCUUCCGCCGCUCGCGGUCGAACCGCGCAGCCACAAGCAGACGGAAGUGUUUCUCGCGGAGGCGCUGCCGCCGCAGUUUCAUGUGGAGGUGACGGGAGCACGUCUUCGGCAACAGCAACUGGGAGCAGAACACGAGGUUCGGUGACAGCAUGCGGGAUCAAGGUCCUUUCGUUGCCCGAAGCGAGUCGGAGUCAGAAACAAACUCUGUCUCGCCCAGACGUGCUGUCUCGCCAUGCUCACCAGUAUGUGGAUAUAAGGGAACUGCGAAAGGCCGUGGCCUCUGAGCCCGGCCCUCUCAUCUUGCCUCCACCCGGCCAGGUUGGAGCGCCGGUACCGGCCGCUGUCCCCACACCCGCAUGGCCUGGCCUCCAUGAUGUCGGUCUGUCCACGCAGAAAGGCGUUAAAUCUUCCGAGGGCAUUCCGACCGGUUUUUUCUUCCCCUCUGAGUUGAAUCCUUCGCCGUCCUCACUUGCCGGUGGAAUCGUGACCUUCGCUUCUCCCGAUUUCUUCCCGGCCACUGUCUCCGGUUUGGCGGCGAGCACGUCGAUGAGCUGGCCUGUCUCCGUUGGCAUUUCCGCUGGGGGUCGUGGACAUGCGGCGACCACUCCCUUCGCAGCUCCGCCUGGUGCAGCGGCUUAUCCACUUUCCCAUGCACGAAUUCCAGGAGGAGAUCUUGUCUAUUACCUGACUGCAGGUGUCGUGCUCCCAGGAGGAGCCGGCGCGGGCGUUGUCCCCGCAGGCGCCCUCGGGGCUGGCACAAUCCUUCCUCCCGGCGCAACAUUUCUCUCGCAUGCAUCUGCUGGAGAGAACAAUGGUGGAGCCAUGGUCUCUGCGCAGAACGCCAGAGUUGGCGACCACGUGGCUCUAGCGGGGAAGGCGAAACAGGGGGCCAAUGCACAGCACAACACAGGGGGGGGAUCUGAGAACCCGGCAGAUGGGCAGACCAGCGACGCCGCAGGCUAUGGAGAAGACGGGAGGACAGGCGAGGGCGGCAAAGCAUCUACUCGAGUUCCUCGCCUCAUCGCGCAUGUUGCCCUGAUGCAGCAGCUGAUGCCCAGUUUCCUGGAUGAGAGACCUGCUCAUCAACUUCAGGGUGUCGAGGCGUUGAAUGCUCUCCUUCUUCACUCAAAAAAGACCCUUUUCCGGUGGCUUGAAGAGUGCGGAUCAACGACUGCAGCGGCUUCGUCAUGCUCUGCGUCGCGCUGUCCUGACACUUCUUCCAGCCCCGUCGGUUCCUCGACCGGGAUGGAGACUCAGUCUCUGGCCUUCUCAGGGGGUUCGAUUCCUCCACCGGGCUUGGACUGUCUUUUUCUGAGUGUUCGCGUGUCUCUGCUUCACCUCAUUGCGGGAGGUUUGCUGACUUCCGCUGAGGUCGCGGCUCGGUGUGCGGCUAUCCGGUGUCUUGCUCUCUUGGCUCACCUAGCUGCAGCGGGCGCUGUCUUCGCGGGACCCGCGACACUCGCGGCGCCUCGCGCGGAGGGGAACAAACCGCAGAGACAACACGGGGAUCUUCCGACUGACGCAGCGAAGAUUCCCGCACUCGUGCUCGGCGCCUCGCGGCGGGCGAGGGAGGAGCUCGCCGCCCAAACACAACAGGGGAAGAAGAGCAUACAGGAAAAAAGUGAGAACGAUGGGCCAGCGUGGACAGAGGCUGAAUUAGAAGCUUGCGAAGGUGCCUCAACCAUCGUCCGUUGUUGCCUCAUUCUUCUUGCGCACAUGACAGGUGACUGCUGCACCAUGGGCCGCCUCGCAGCCCUGUCUGCUCUGACGUCUCUGGUGCCUUUCAUCUCUCAAGAGAUGGCUCUCGCCUGUCUGCAGCGGCCACUGUUUCCUCCGACGACUUCAAGCCCGCUCGCGCGCCUCCGAACUCUGCUCAGAACGGAUCUCGAGGAAGCAACAUCGAGAGCGAGGAAGACGGCGGAGGUUGCAUCUGAGCAGAGUCUCCUCGCAGAGCCUUCUGCAAGUGGCGACUCUGUCUCGAGUCCCUGGCGCCUGGCUGGGAUAGCCGGGACGCUCGCUGGCGAGGGCGAGCGCGCCCAUCGUUCCCACCAUACCGUGGCGGGCCAGGAGCUCCAGACUAGGAUCUCUCAGUUGCCGCUGCCUGUCGGCUGGCUUUUGCUCUCUCUGGACGACAACAAUUUUCGCGUCCGACAAUCGGCAUUCGUUCUGCUUCGUCGGCUGCUGGAGAGCUACACUCGGGACGCGGACGCGUUAAAGGAGAGCGAGAAGAAGACGCAGCAGGGCAGCAACUCGUUUACGCAGACCGUUCAACUCCUCAUCUGGGACUACCUCUCGGAUCCUGUGCAGGUCGUCCAAGCCGCGGCCGCCGCAAUUCUUCCGCCUCUUUCUCUCACCAUUCCUUUGCGCGACGGCGCUUUCCGGCGAGCGAUCUUUCCGCUGCUGCAAGCGAAGGAGAAAUCCACGCGCAUGAUCUUCCUGCGGAUCUUGCCGCUGUGCAAAACCCUGAACGCCCGCGGGCGCAAAGUUGAAGUCCAGGGCCUCCUGCGGUGUCCUUACAGCCGAGAAGACGAGCACGAAGUCGCCGCGUGCUUUGCAGAAGUCGUCUUCGCGGCGUACCACGGGCUCUGGGACAAAAUUGCUGGACGCGGAGAGACCGGAGGGCGUGCAGGCGGAGACCAGAGUUCGUACAGUUCCGAAGCGAGAAAGAAAGAAUUGGAAAUGCUCCACGUCUUCCGAAUUUUCGCUCCUGCGAGUCGGAGAAAACGAACGCAGCUCGCUCUUGCCACCAACUGGGGGAGGCGCGAGUGGGAACUCCGUCUUCUGCCGCUCAUGCGAAGAGACGCCGGCGCGGCAGGAGCUUUCCAAAAGCUGAGAGAACAAGAGGCAGAACACGGGGGCGAACAAGAGAGAGAACACACCGGUCAUCUGUCGGACUCAGAGAAAAGCCGCACCUGUUUCAAUGGGCGCAGUCCGGCAGGCAGACCAGGGAGGCCAGCUGAAGGAGACGAACAAGAUGCGGUGCCUGUUUUCAGCGGGCGAGAGAGGAACGUUUCUAGGGACCGCGAAGGCGCCUUUCUGUCUCCAUUCCUUCUUCUCAAGAAAGAGCGAGAAGAAGAAGACAACCGUCUGACUCAAGUCUUGCCUCUCGACGUCCAGCUGAGCAUCCCGGAGACGGCUCUCCAGUUUUCUCUCGCCUUCCAGCGCGUCCUGCCGACGCACGCUAUCGAGCGUCAGCUGGCGGCAGCCGACUGUCUCCUGAGCCACCUCCACCUAGAGGAGGAAGACAGACAGGAGGAAGGAGACUUUUCUGCUGACGAGACAGAUGGAAGGCCGGAUCCGGGCGGGUCUUGCUUGGCGCGAGAAGAUGCUGACGGAGGCGGGGCGUCGGGGUGCACGCAGGUGCAGAGACGGGGCUCUGCAGUUGGAGACGUCCUCGCAUGUGCAAGGCGAGACUCAGAUAUGUCGGUUGAACCUGAAAGAGAGGCGAAGAAAGGCGAAGACAGUUGCCUUGACCUCGCGCUCGCUGUCUGGUUGCGGCGACGAGAGACGCGGUUCCCUCGUCCGGCGACUCGGCGGCGGUCGUUUUCUCGCCUGUUUUGCGACAGAGGCUCGCGAGGCGCGAAGCUGUCUCUCGUUUCUCUUCUCGAUCGCCGCCCCUGUUUCCAACGACCUGGUGAGCGCGGAACAACAUCGGAGGCUUCUCCCACGCUGCUGAACGACGAACUGUGGCGCCUGCUCCACAGUGAAAUUCCCUGCCGAGCAGGCACGUGUCGCCAGGCGUUGCGGAGCAUCCGCCCAGUUCUCGCGUUUCCUCUUUCGUUCCCUUUUUCGCCUUUCAAGGGAUCCCAGAUUCCGUCUCAGAGGCCUCUCAGUUCCUCCGCGAAGUCGCUGAGUCUCGAUGGUCUCUUCUCUUUCGAGGACGAGGAGGAGCGGCUCUUCCGAUUCGUGGAAAGACGAGCGCGGAAGGUGGGAAGCGGACUUGCGACUCCAGGAGGGCGUUCUCCAACAGAUCGCAGUUUGAACAGGCAGCGUAAGAGCCAGGUGCCUGCUGCACAGAAGAGCGAGGCGAGGGGUCCUACCGGUGGAGGCGCGUUCGAGCGACCUGUCUCCGAAGAUCCGGCUACUGUAGUCCUCCCCCUUCUGCCUUCGCCUUCUCUCGCGGACGCGCUUGUUCUCGCAGUGCUGCAGAGAGAGAGAGGACGCGAGAGGACGAGGCAGAGAGCCAAGAGAGAGAGAGACGCGCGAGCAGAAGCAGCGUAUGCGCAACAGUGUCCCAGCACAAACACCAAGACACUCGCCUCAUGUCAAACCCAAGAAGAAAACUUGGGGGCACCAGGAUCGGGGAAGCGACCCCGCCUUUCGCUCUUUUCCUUCUCUGUCAACGCAAAACUUUCAGCGAAGCCUGCGGUUUCAACCUCUCAGGAGAAAAGGGAGGUGCCAUUUCUCAAGGGUCCUUCCUCCUCUUCUUUGUCUUCGUCCUCUUCUUGUUCUUCUUCCUCUUUUGCUGGCGUCCUUGACAGUGACGAAGGGAGUCUACGGCCUCAGGGUGUGCCUGUGCGCCACAGGCACAGGGCCUCGGGGUGUUUCUGUUCGUCGGACGCUCCCGUUCGAGCCCAACUAGCGAUCCGAGCGAGUGCGUGGGCCACACAAGACAGCCUCGCAAGGGCGAAGAAGAGGUCGCUGUCUCCAGUCUGCUUUUCCUUCCUGCUCGAAGGCCAGCGAAAGAGACGACGAGGUGGCGGAGGUGCCUCUGCGGGCUGGUGGGGUCUGGCGGGGGCGAACGGGGACAGCGAAGAACGAGGCUUGUGGGAAGAGGAGGACGAGUCCUCGUGGAGGACUAUGGUCGACCGAGAAGGCCCCCAAAGCGAGACAGCGAUAGAGCCGUUGGCACAGACGCUGGAACUCCGGCCGCCUGUCUGGUCGAGCCUCUGUCGCAUGUUGUGUCGCGAAGCGUUGCUGCGCGAGCAAAGUAUGCUCGCUUUCGCUCUGUUCCGGUUCCGGAGGCCCGGACCGGCAGGCUGUCCAAUCUCAAAGACCCAGCUCCGUUCUUCUCGCUCUUCCUCCCCCUCUUCUUCUCUUUCGUCUUCUCCUGCCGCUUCUUCUUCUCUCACUUGUCCUUCUGUGAGUAGUCCACCGACGGGAUGUCUGUCACUGUCUUCUUUGGCUCGGAUUUACGUCAAAGCUCGAAGGUCAGGAGCGUCUGCAUCUUCGCUCGCGGCGAGUCUCCCCCGCUCCUUCUGUGUGUGGCGCAACGUGCUCGUGUCGAGUCGACUCCAGGCCAUUGCAGCCACGGCUCUCCUAGCGUCUCCUUCUCUUGUCAUCAGUCCCCCAGAUCUCCUUCCCCACUCGCGCCUCUUGGGUCUUCUCUCCCGCUCUUCCUUUCAGCGCGACUUUGCGUGCGGAGACUCACCCCGGGACAGGGCCGAUGCAUGUGCUGAGACAUUGUGGGAAGCAAAUUCUCGCUGCGCUUCAAGAGGACACUCUUAUCUCAACUCUCAGACACACUCUCUCUCUUCUUCUCCAUGCUCUCUCUCUUCGUUGUCUUCUCUGUCUUUUCCCUUUGUUGUUUCUCUGGAGUGUCCGAACUGGGAAGUGGCCUUGGAGGUGUACAUACACCAGAGCGUGAUUGCGUCAACGGGGCUCGCGGCGUUGCUUCCCCUGGAAGGCGGCGAGGGGACCAGCGAGGGGCGGACGCUGGCGCGAUCCAGCUGCAGUUUUUCACCGUUUUUCAGUUCAUCGGGUGCCUUGGCGCUGUCUAGGCAAAGUCCUGCGAGCGCAGACAUGUCGCGCCUGCUUCUUGCGGAGGCUCUCGCAGGCCUAGUGCCUCGUCCUCUUCGCUUCUCGUGUAGCAGGGGCGCAGUCGUGUGGCUGGAGGCGACGGUCGAUGUGCUUUUCGCGGACUCGGAAGAAGACUGGGAGCGGGAGUCUGUCGGCGUGCUCAGAGCCUCCACGCAUGCGCGAGGGGGUGCUGAGAGCGGCUUGAAAGUUCCAGGCGCGGCCGGGGCGUCGAGUUGGAGGAGACAGAAACUGUGUGCAGCGGUCCGGGAGCUCUCCUGCGUUCCAGUUCGGACGUUUUCCGAGUCGAAAGCAGAGAGAGAAGAAAAGCGAAAACACUUGUUCCGAGAGACCUCGGAUUUGGUGCUCUGCGUCAAGGGGACGACGGCGCUUCGCGUGGAGUCCAGAGCCGGGCAGCCGGGGUGCAAGAGGGAGGAGAGAGGAACUCAGUUCCGUGACCUGUCCGCCUUUUCGCCUUCCCGCGCCUCGAGCUCUUCUGCGAAUGUGGAGAAGGCGAACGCUUUUGCGAGACCGAAGGCGGCUCUGGAGAGGCUGCAGACCGCGACGCCGGGCGCAGGGCGAGAAGCCGACUCUGUUUCCUUUUCCCGACAAACGCCGUCCCUGCUGGUUCGCGCCGUUUUGGCGGGUACAACGAAGAGUGUGCGGUCGUCGUCGCUUUCGCAGGUUGACACCGAAGAAGAACGCAGAAACUGCGCAGUCGGCCGCGGACCUGGACCUGAGACUACAUCUCACUCCGGUGUUUGUACGCCAGAGGGCGACGACAUGAGAGAUCAGUGGAGUCGUUGGGGAGAUGGCGAGCACCGCGAAGACUGUCUGUCGGCGGUGGGUCCGAAACAGAAACGACAAACAAGUGGUGUAACGUUCUCGUCAGCAAACGGCCCGAGGGCUGCCUACCCUUCUUCGAGGGUUUCAAGCCUCCUACAAAGCAGGACUUCUCUCGAUUCCUGUUGCUCUGCUUCCGAGUGUAUCGGGGGUCAGGAUUUGAGAAGUGUGACGUCUUCGCUGGACUCGAGGCGAUCCGCGUGGAACGGCGUGCAGAUUCGCAGAAAGCCAAGCUCUGCGGUGCUCCCCACUUCCACCGUUGUCGUGCCUCUCUUCGCGUCUGGCGCCGAACUUGCCUCUUCGCCUCCCUUCGCUGGACGUUCGCAGUCGACGCGCGAGCGCAGGGCCGCACAAAUUGGGGUCGGGCGCCCAGGCACAGCCUCGGGACGCGCCUGUCCAAACUCGAGCUGUCCAGACACCGCAGAGUCGGAUGCAGAUCGCGACGAAUCUCCCGACCUACAAAACAUAGGGAUGAAGACGAAGAGAAUACAGUUCUUUCGUGUGCACGAAGUCGAGAAACUGACGGGCAACUGGGCGAGAGCACGAGUCACGUUUCCCCUCUGUAUGGACGCCGCCACGAGUGGGCCCUUCCCUGUCGACUUGGUCGUCUGCGUCAUACAAACCGGGAGGGUCGAGCACUGCGGUCAGCGCCAGCGGGAGGCGUCGCUUUCAACAGGUUGCACGAGACGCGUCGUCGGAGCGAGCGAAAUGCAACGCAAGCAGACGAACCCCCAAAUUCUGGUCUCUGUAAGUGAUGCGAAGAGGAUCUGGCUGCAACCUGAGUGGGUCUGAAAAGGUUUCACACUUCCUGGACGGAAAUUCGAGCAAAAAGCGUGAGCGGCGAGCUGAAUGGGGAAGACGAGGAUACGCAGACUCAAGGGAGGAAGAGACACUUUUGGGGGGAGAGGGAAAAGCACAGGCAGACGCCGAGGAGAAAGAAGGGAACACGAGGACCUAGAACGAACAGAGUCAGCGCAAGAGAGAACAGAAGAAGAGGCCGAGUGGAGGAAACGUUUUGAUUGAGGUGAAUUCCCUUGUUUCGCUUUUGUUUCUGGUCACCCUCGUGGGCUCACUAGCGGUACGAAGACGCAGCAGAAAAAGGAACCUCUGAAUGUGCAAAAGGUGCUCGACUUCUGCCGGCAAUGUUCCGCUUUCUUCGGUUCUGUCACUUUGAAAAGAAACGCGGAACGCGUUUGUACCAACUGUCGUGCAUGUGCCAGUUUUUGCCCGUGUGAAGCUAAAAAGGAUAGACGCCCAUUUGCCGAUGCAUUUGCAAGAGUAACCCAUGGAAGCAUGCGUGCCGCUCAGUUAAUCGACUGCCG
Messenger RNA from Toxoplasma gondii ME49, 9060 nucleotides. RefSeq names its product HEAT repeat-containing protein. Bases 1013 to 8530 code for a protein of 2505 amino acids. The transcript has 4 exons. Lineage: Eukaryota; Apicomplexa; Conoidasida; Eucoccidiorida; Sarcocystidae. The record is from RefSeq and is a predicted model, not a curated record.